Messenger RNA from Branchiostoma belcheri (Belcher's lancelet), 2485 nucleotides. Its product is annotated as disrupted in renal carcinoma protein 2 homolog. Gene Ontology annotation, cellular component: membrane; intracellular membrane-bounded organelle. The record is from RefSeq and is a predicted model, not a curated record. Gene Ontology annotation, molecular function: transmembrane transporter activity. The transcript is spliced from 12 exons. Lineage: Eukaryota; Metazoa; Chordata; Leptocardii; Amphioxiformes; Branchiostomatidae. Bases 155 to 1732 code for a protein of 525 amino acids. Gene Ontology annotation, biological process: transmembrane transport.
AGGAGCCGGUUCGGAAGGUUCCUAGUUUUCUAGUCCAGUUUGUUGCUAUACCGGUGCAGGUUUAAAUUGUUUUCUUUAGUCAUGAGAUUAAGAACGAUAUCAUGAUAAAAAGGAGCAAAAUGUUAUUUUAGUCCUACUUAUUCUAAUUCUGGAAAUGCCCAAUUCCAAAGCUGUUGAUAUGCCGGAAGAAGGGUGGGAGGGGGGCGUUAUGUACGGAAGUACCGGUGAGAAACAGCCGAUAUUGGGACAGAAUGUCUAUGCAGCCCACACUUACUCCACCAACUCGGAACAAGAAUCCGUCUUGCCUCCGCCGCCGACAGUUCUGCCGUCUGUAGCUCCCAGCAGUCCCCCCAACAUCCUGGUGUACCAUCGGCGCUGGUGGAUCAUGGGAACUUUCUCUCUACUCGGUAUUGCCCAGGGAGCAGUCUGGAACUGUUGGGGGCCGAUUUCUGACUCAGCAAAGCUGGUAUAUGGAUGGACAGAUGGGGAGAUCGGCAUGUUGGCAAACUGGGGCUGUAUAGCCUUCUUCCUGUUUGCACCUGGUCUGAUGUACCUCAACGCUGACAGACUACGCUUGUCAGUGGUGUUGACUGCCUUGCUUAUCGCAGUGGGAACUGGACUGAGAUGCAUCCCCGCAUCAACUGCCAUAGCUACCAUAUUGAUUAAUAUCGGCCAGUUCCUGAAUGGAGUAGCAGGCAUCAUGUUGAUGGCAGCCCCCCCUCUUCUCUCCUCCACAUGGUUUCCCCCAAACCAGCGCACCACCGCUACUGCCAUCAGCUCCAUAUUUAACUACGUAGGAACGUCGGUGGGAUACCUGAUUGGUCCCCUGUUUGUGUCCCAGCCUCAUCUCACACCCAACAGCACACUGCAGCACAAUGAAACUGCUGUUGAGGACAUAUCUGGCCAGAUCAUGAGGCUCAUGUAUGUUGAGUGUGGCUAUUGUACUGCAGUGUUCCUGGCUAUCCUGAUAUACUUCCCUUCCAAGCCCCCCACCCCACCCAGCCUGUCUGCUGCUAUGGACCGACUGGACUUCAAAACUGGAGUUAAAAAACUCUUCAGACAUGGUCAGUUCUGGCUGGUGUGUCUGGCCUACUGUGUACCAGGAGGGGUCAUCGGGGGGUGGACAGCCGUCCUGGAUGUCAUCCUGUCUCCGCACGGGAUCUCACAGAUUGAUGCAGGCUGGCUUGGCUUCUAUGGUAACAUAGCAGGAUGUGCGAUGGGGCUACUUCUCGGAAGGUUUGCAGACUACUUUGCCGGCCACCUGAGGCUGAUCAUAGUUGUGAUGAUGCUGUGUGCCACAGGAGCGAUGACAUGGUUCACUAUCAUGCUGUACGGUGCCUUACCUCUCACUCAAGUGAGCCUGUAUGUUUCCUUCAUCCUGACGAUGGUGAGUGUGAACGCGAGUGUUCCCCUGUUCCUGGAGCUCGUCAUGGAGACAACCUACCCUAUAGAGGAGGCUGUCAGUGCUGGAGUCAUCACCUGGGCAAACAACCUGUUCGCUCUCAUCUUCCUUCUCGUGCCUCUUCUUCCCAAAGUCGGUGUAACCUGGAUGAACUGGGCUGCUCUCGGUGCGGUAGCAUCUUCCAUCCCUCUCCUGUGUAUCUUCAGAGAGAACUACAGACGACUACAUCUGGAUACAGGAGCAGGAACAGUAACACACGACGACAGCAAACAUGUCAUCAAUGAUAGCAGUGUUAUAGAAGAAAGAAAACCUUUACUAAAUGCUGCUUAACAAGCACAAUGAGAAAUGCUGUGGACAAACAAAAUUAUAAAUUUUAGCAAUUUAGAUAAAAAUGAAGAAGAAAAGCAUCUAAAUGUUUGACAAGAAAGCCAGGUAUGGCUGUGCAUUAAUUUAUUUACAACAUUAUUACACAGAAGAUACUGCAAUGUUGCAGUAUUGCAGUUCCCUGAUGUUUUAAGAAUGUCUUGUGUGUAAGAUGUACUUUGCUGCUUUUUUAGCAAAAAUAUUUUAAUGAGGACAGACUGAGUGAUAUUUUAAACUCAAAGAUUAUAAUUGUUUGUCAUACAAUGUACAGUUAGACUGUAUUUCACACAAUUUUUGUGCAAUGUUGACCUCAUCUUGCCAUGUUAUAGAUGGUUUAUAGUAAAGGAGGAAAAUUAAGUGUUGUCCAAAAACUGAGAUUUAUGUUUGCUGAUUCAGAGUUGAAUUGAGAUUUGAAAUGGUUGUAGCAUAAUUAUCCAGGUAUGUUUGACAUACAAAAUAUUAAGGUCUACAGGCUUAUUAUGUAUUGCAUAGUGACCUUGUACAGUCAUGUAGUAAUUUAAAAUUGAAACACGUGAGAUAAAAAUAAUAGUAAAAUAAUGAUGUUUUAGUAACGUUAUCAGUUCCUAAUGUCUUAUACUGUGGAAACUGUGUCAGACCUUCAGGAAUAUCAGCCUCAUGUCUUCAGGUAGUGAAGAAUGAUAUGAUGUGAAGACUCAGAUUAAAUUGAACACAUUUUCAGGGACCUGUAAAACUGAUUUA